This is a messenger RNA of Caenorhabditis auriculariae, 2153 nucleotides long. Lineage: Eukaryota; Metazoa; Nematoda; Chromadorea; Rhabditida; Rhabditidae. The record is from the annotation of a GenBank genome assembly.
AUGGGCCACGGAGCAAAAGGGUGGAAAAACAGGAUCGAUAAUGUUGAUAUCGUUAUCAGUUACGGUUGGGGAUGGACGGUGAAGGGCGGUGAUAGCGACGGCGACGGGACGGGAGAUGGGUCUCACUUAAUGGGGGGACGGGGGAGUUCGGCCGCCUUCUCUGUGACUCACGGCGUCCAGGAAAGGGCGGCUCAUUGGAUCGGAAUAAAGGAGAGCCGCGGGCGAGGAAACUCCUUUGAUCGUCAUUUCUCGUGUGAUUAUUUCCCCUGUCGCCAAAUAUUGGUAGUCGGCUGGUCUUGCAAAGGGCAAAGAGAAGGAUGACCAUUUACUGGAUGGACAGUACAUGUAAGGAUGAGAAGACAGCUUUUUUAUAUAUAGAGUGGUUAAAAAAGUCGUUGAUUAUUCAGGAGGAAAAUAGUAAGUUUUCUAUUGAAAUUCUUUCAAAGUGUGACUGAAACUAUUAAUUCAAAGAUAGGAUGAGGAGGAAAAAUUGUAAAUCAACGAAAAAAUUGGGAGUAUUAUGCUGUUUUCUACUAUUUUCUUCAUUGCAACGGUGUAGUUUACUCCAAGUAAAUGUUAUUAUGAGGAAGUAUUAUUAUGAAUUUACGUUAUAAAUAUUUUUUGACAAAUUUUCUAAUUAGUGUAUGAACACAUGUAAGUUUUCAAUAUAGAGUAGUUCGAAAUUACAAUAAACUUCUUUUUUGAUGGAAAUAAUCAGAAGCUUUCGAAAUACGCCAAAACUUGAUGAAAAAAUUUGAAAGUUAACUUUGUGCAGUUUCUCAGCAGACCGUUUUCAAAAAGUCAACCGAUCCUAAACAGAGACAAGCCGUCGAAAUAGAUGAAUGGCGGAAGAACUUGCCAUUGUUCAGGGCACAGUGCAUUGUCUUGGUUCGCGUGGAACUUGGUUCCCACGCUAGUGAACUGAUGCUGAACCUGACCCAGAAGAGGAGAACUCAAGCGUUCGAAAAACUCCUGAUAAGAAGACCCCAAAUGAAGGUGCCCACGGUUUAUUGGAUUCGAGGUCCCACGGCAAAUCACACCGCUCCCAGGCACCCAAAUCGUUCCAACAGAACCGUGCGACCCAUUUUCAAACAUGUCCGAUGGCAACUUCCGAAUUUGGAGUUAUCUUUGGGUUCGUUAUCGCACUCGAUUGGGCAAAAAAUAAAUAUUUGAGAAGAUGAAAGUGCGAACGGCUGUCUCCUGUGUGUGUAUGCGUCUGCGUGUGUGUGAUAAUUAUGUACACAUACAAACACAAGAGGAGGUCCAUGUUUGCAAAAAGGAAUGCAAAUAAUCAGGAGGAGGUGUCAAAGUCGAAAUUCCAAACAAAUAAAAACAAGCAAGUGACCGGAAGAGUCAAAAUCAGAUAUAUUAUAAAAAAACAAUUUUCUUGUAAAAAAUGAGAUUUAUGACCUGAAAUGAACUCUCGAAAAUUCGCAAAGCUCACUAAAAAGUUAUUUUACGAAGAAAGCUCGUUUUGAAGAAAUCGCAAGUGGAAAACUGAACAUUUGCGGUCUCAAUGUCAAAGAUGAAAAAACUUUCUCGGCAGAGAGACUUCCACAAAAAUAUGAAUAAACUAGCUUUCAACCGAGGAGCGAACCGAAAAUUCUCCAAUGAAAAGAACUUUUUGGCGAGCUCAACUCCUCCGCAACUUUGCAAGACGAGGAAACUUGAGAAACAGGUCGGUCGGUGGUGGUUGGCAUCGGAAAACUCGGCUGAGAUCGGAGCAAAAGAGAGAGAGAGACAGAAAAAAAACUGGCGUGAGGGCGCGUCUGGUACGGUAGAAGCUUUUGGGAAAAGGAAAAGAAAGAAAAGGUUGGGUGGGAGGAUGGAAAUGACAGCGGAGACACCGGCGCUCAGCAAACAGUACUCUCGCCUUACCGACGCUGAACUUGGCGGAUCCAAAGGAACGAAAGAAGAAAGAGAGAGGAGAGCCACACAAUCUCUACAGCACACGUAGGGCCUGGGGUGGCGCACAGUUUUGUGCAAAUAAGAGUGGCGAGAGCUCGUGGAAAACGACGUCCGCAAGACGAGGAGGCGGUCCUUCGUGGAUGUCGGAGGCGGAGUCGCCGCGCCUCAUUGGCUCUCGCGUCUCCAUCCAGCAGGCUUCAGAGCGAGGCUGGACAGCCUAUUUUCGGUUGGAGGGUCCAAAAUAG